Messenger RNA from Hevea brasiliensis (rubber tree), 3253 nucleotides. Its product is annotated as receptor like protein kinase S.2-like. Bases 500 to 2998 code for a protein of 832 amino acids. Gene Ontology annotation, molecular function: protein kinase activity; ATP binding. The transcript has a single exon. Gene Ontology annotation, biological process: protein phosphorylation. Gene Ontology annotation, cellular component: plasma membrane. The record is from RefSeq and is a predicted model, not a curated record. Lineage: Eukaryota; Viridiplantae; Streptophyta; Magnoliopsida; Malpighiales; Euphorbiaceae.
GUCUCACACAUUUUUGCCAUUUUAAGAAGCCUUCCCAUAAGUGUCAAAUGUAAAAAAGUAGUGAUGUACCAAAGAAAACAAAGGUGUUGUAGAAUGGUUGACAUGUUAAAGCAGACUUCAAGACCAUGUAAGCUCUCUAAUAAAGGUGUUGUGUACGACCAAGAAACCUCUCGUGAAAACAUCCAUUGCAUUCUUGGAUGUGCUCCAGAAACUAUAGAAUAUGAAAUUUAAGGUUCUGAAGAGUAGGGUUUUUUUUUUCAAAUUUUUUGCUGUUGAGAACCUUCCAUGGUGAUGUAUGCUUGGUAGGUCCCUUGUUGAGCGGUUGAUUGAAUACAAUUCAACCAUGCAACCUCACAAGGUUGAAUAAAACCACACCUUGAAAAGGUACCCAAUUUUCAUUAAUAUAAAUGCACGUCCAGUAAAGUACACUUCAUUUUCGUUUGGUCACCUUAAUUUCCUUCCUUUAAUGCCUUUCUAGCCAUUCUCUGGCACCAUUGUCAUGAAGCUCAACCGCCUUUGUAUCAUCUUGCCGGCUGACUUAGAUGAAAUCGCACCAUAUGACCACCCCCAGGUCCCUCCACCUUCACCUGCUAAAGAAAAGGUCAGAAAACACCACCACCGUGGUGGCUGCGGGAGUCAAGUUCUAACUUUCUUUGGUGAUUUUUUACGCCGGUUGUAUGACUCGAAAUGGGUUGGUUGUUGUCAACCUGAGAGACCAAGAAAACAAGAAUCUGGUGCGUUUCACGAUCUUGACGGAAUUCAAAUAUCUGAGAAGGUUGGUGGUGACAAUCCGAGGAUUUUCAGUUAUGCAGAGCUUUUUAUUGGUUCUAAUGGGUUUAGUGAAGAUGAAAUUCUUGGUAGUGGAGGUUUUGGCAAAGUUUAUAGAGCAGUUUUACCUAGUGAUGGUACUGUGGUUGCCGUGAAAUGCUUGGCUGAGAAAGGGGAACAGUUUGAGAAGACUUUUGAAGCCGAGUUAGUUGCUGUGGCUCACCUACGACACAGGAAUCUUGUAAGGCUAAGAGGAUGGUGCGUUCACGAAGACCAGUUGCUUCUGGUUUAUGACUACAUGCCUAACCGCAGCCUCGACAGGUUGCUUUUUAGAAGGCCCGAAAACAUGACAGCGGCACCUCUUAAUUGGGAGAGAAGAAGGAAAAUAAUUGGUGGCCUGGCAGCUGCACUACAUUAUCUCCAUGAACAAUUGGAGACUCAGAUCAUUCACAGGGAUGUAAAGACAAGUAACGUGAUGCUUGACUCCCAUUAUAAUGCUCGGCUUGGUGACUUUGGGUUGGCAAGGUGGCUGGAACAUGAACUUCAGUACCAAACUAGGAUGCCUUCAAUGAGAAACAACCGAUUUCGCUUGGCAGAGUCAACUAGAAUUGGUGGCACUAUUGGUUAUUUGCCACCUGAAAGCUUCCAGAAAAAAAGUGUUGCUACUGCAAAAUCUGAUGUUUUCAGUUUUGGGAUUGUUGUGUUAGAAGUAGUGUCUGGGAGGCGGGCUGUGGAUCUCACAUACUCAGAUGAUCAGAUCAUUUUGCUUGACUGGAUCAGAAGACUAUACGAUAUGGGGAAACCUUUACAAGCAGGGGACAGUAGGCUCCCAGAUGGAUCCUAUUCGCUCUCUGAUAUGGAGCGAUUGAUUCAUCUCGGGCUCCUCUGCACACUCCACAACCCACAACUUCGGCCUAACAUGAAAUGGAUUGUGGAAAUACUUUCUGGAAACAUUUCAGGCAACUUGCCACCUCUACCAUCAUUUCAGUCCCAUCCUCGAUACGUGUCCUUAUCCUCCCCUUCCAAUACUAGCACAAGCAACACCACUGCCAGGUCCACCACCUCUACACCGAGCUCCAACACUACAGUCACAUCCACUACUUCAACCUUUGUCACAGCCAUUGGAGAAACUAUAUAUGCAACUGCAGAAUUGGGAAACAAUGAUCUUAGUUCAUCUAACAACAGAAGUCAUCGACAAAGCAAACACUUCAUGGUGGAAACUCCAAGGGAGAUAUCCUACAAGGAAAUUAUUUCUGCUACUAACAAUUUCGCUGACUCACAUAGGGUAGCGGAGGUGGACUUUGGAACUGCUUACCAAGGCAUCCUCGAUGAUGGCCACCAGGUUCUGGUGAAGAGGCUUGGCAUGACAAAAUGCCCUGCAAUAAGAACACGAUUUUCAUCUGAACUCCAAAAUUUAGCCAAGCUCCGCCAUCGCAACCUAAUACAGCUCCGUGGAUGGUGCACCGAGCAAGGAGAGUUGCUUGUCGUCUAUGAUUAUUCAGCAAAUCGUCUCCUAAGUCACCUCCUUUUCCAUCAUGAUAACAGAGUUGGCCAUUCUAUCCUGCAAUGGCAUCACCGAUACAACAUUGUCAAGUCCCUUGCUUCUGCCAUUCUUUAUCUUCAUGAGGAAUGGGAUGAACAAGUUAUCCACAGAAACAUCACCUCUUCUUCUGUCAUUCUUGAUCCAGACAUGAACCCACGACUCGGUAACUUUGCCCUUGCGGAAUUCUUGACAAGAAAUGACCGUGCCCAUAAAGCAGCCAGUAAGGGAAAUAAAUCAGUUCGCGGGAUUUUUGGUUACAUGUCACCAGAGUACAUAGAAUCUGGCGAAGCAACGCCAAUGGCUGAUGUGUAUAGCUUUGGUGUGGUAGUGCUUGAGGUGGUCACUGGACAGAUGGCUGUAGACUUCCGGCGACCUGAGGUGCUAGUGGUCAAUAGAGUUCAUGAGUUUGAGGCACAGAAAAGGCCACUGGAGGACCUCGUUGAUAUAAGGUUGAACUGUGAGUACGAUCAUAAGGAACUGAUGAGACUCAUCAAAUUGGGAAUUACAUGCACUAGGUCCAACCCAGAAUUAAGACCAAGCAUGAGGCAGACAGUAAGCAUUCUUGAUGGUAAUGAUCAAUUCUUCAUGGCAGCAGAACAAAAGAAGGAAAGUAGAGAGGAAUGGAAACAAAAUAAUGCUUAUUCCUUGUCAUUGAUUAAGGGAAUCAAAGCUCUGGGAAUACAAUGAGUAAACAACAGUCACAAACAGAUGAAGAUUGCUAGGUCUUUGAGGCAACUAGAAGUUCUUUUGUUUCUUCUGUUUUUGCAACCUCUGUAGACUAGAUGCAGCUGCUUUGUUUUAUUGUUUACAUAGAUUUUUGUGUUUUUAAAUAUAUCCACUCAUGUAGUAUUUUUCCUCACUUUACAAUGUAUAAAAUUCAUCUGUAUAGGUACCAUCUACACACAAGAAGCUACAGCGGAGAAAUUUGGUUAUACUCGCAAA